Messenger RNA from Geosmithia morbida, 7986 nucleotides. Its product is annotated as U3 small nucleolar RNA-associated protein 20. The transcript has a single exon. NCBI's taxonomy places the organism in Eukaryota, Fungi, Ascomycota, Sordariomycetes, Hypocreales, Bionectriaceae. Gene Ontology annotation, cellular component: 90S preribosome; small-subunit processome; nucleolus. Bases 1 to 7986 code for a protein of 2661 amino acids. The record is from RefSeq and is a predicted model, not a curated record.
AUGCCGUCCAAAUCAUCAGGACGCAUCACAAAGGCGUACAAAAACUCGACACCCCAUCAGAAAAAUCACCGGUUCGAGACCUUCACCAACAAGAUCGCCAAAUUCAAUUCUCUCCAACCGCUUCGUAAAGUCCGCCGUCAUGAUCUCGACAACGAGGACGAUUCUGCCGCCACCUCGUAUUUUCGGACCGGCCUUCAGAAAUGGAGCGAACUGAACAUAUCCAAGGGCUUCGUGUCCUUCAAGCGCGAGGUCCUGUCCCUGUCCGAGAGUCUGCCGCAGAUCCUCCACUUCGAGAAGCGCAUCAUGGAGUCUCUGGCCAAGUACAUUUCCAUGCACGACAAGGAGGCCCUCGAGCCACUGCUCGACCUCCUGACCGCCUUCGCCCACGAUCUGGGCGUCCGCUUCGAGAAGCACUACCCCAGGAGCCUGGGUCUCAUAGUCGACAUCGCCGGCAGGCCGCAGGACGCCGACGUGAUCGAGUGGACCUUUGCCGCCCUGGCCUUUCUCUUCAAAUACCUCUCCAAGCUUCUCGUCCCGAACUUGCUGCCGACCUUCGACACAGUCUCCCCCCUGAUGGGAAAGACCCGCCACCCUCCACACAUUGCCCGCUUCGCUGCCGAGGCUCUCAGCUUCCUGGUCAAGAAGGCCGGCGCGCCCUCUCACCGUGCCACCUCACUCCCGAGCUUCGUCGCCCACGUCAAGUCGGACCUCAGCGACCUGGCCGGCGACCGCCAGUUCACCCUCUACCAGGAUGGCGUCAUGACCAUGUUCGCCGAGGCCAUGAAGGGCAACGAGAACACGCUCCAUUCAGCUGGCCCUGCCAUCUUCGUCGCCCUCCUGGACUCCGCCUUUGACGAUGACGAGCCCGACAGCUCGACCGCCACCCGGAACGACAUCUGGAGCGAUGUCGUAUGCGGCGUGCUCACCAGCGUCAUCCACCAUUCCACCUCGACCACCUUUGCCGAGCUCGAAGAGGCCAUCCUCCAGAACAUCACCUCUGGACUUGAUAGGUUUGGCGAUGAUGGCAACUGGUGGACCCUGCGGCCCUACAUCAAGGUCCUCGGCACCAUGGCCGGUGUCCGCAAGGGUUCCAGAGUCAGCAGCUGGUCCGGAGUCACCGAUGCCCUCGUCGGCAUGCUCGAGAAGAUUUCAAAACGUGACGACGACGCCGCACAAAAAGACCCCGCCGUCAUCUGGAGGGACAUUCUGGUACCCACCGCCAUCACGUUGCACCACGCGCCCCUGGAGGCCGUGGUGUCGCCGAUGGAAGAGGUUCCUGGAUACCUCAUGUGCGGGCCGCUGAUGAGGUGCUUCAUCCCCUUCUGCUCCUACUUCUGCGACCUCAACGCCUCGCGCUUCGGCAGCAUGCUGCGGGCGGACUUCCAGAAGUUCAUCGCCGGUCACUGGUCGCAGAGCGGCAACCAGGAUCUCCUCUGCGUUCUCAUCCCGCGGAUGAUUGGAAAGGACGGGUUCGCACCCCCGGGAAGGCGAGGGAGCUGCACACUACCCCAGGCAUGGCAGGACCAGAUCGUCUCCAAGUUUGAGAACCUCGAGAUCUCGCCAUUCCCCGAACGUGGCCCGUACAACAAGGACCCCCAAGUCUGGAGGGACGAAUGCCUGCCCAAGUAUUCCGCACUUCUACGGCUGCUCGAGCUCACGACGGUCCACCCGUCGACCAACGCCCGUAUCGCCGAGCUGCUGCUGAGGAAGCUGAAGCUUGCCCUUCGCCCGUCGUCGACGCUGGCCUCGGACGAGGUCCACUUCAUCGUGAGCCAGGGAUUCCACGCCUACCUCAGGAUGAGCAAGCCUGGGAAGUCGGUCGACGCCUCCCUCAGCCCUCUUCUGAGGGCCGCCGUGCCUCGGUUCGCCCGCUCCGUCGGCUUCCUGGAGGCAUACAUCGCUUACGAGGAGCACCUGCAGGAGUCUGACGGCUCCAAGGACCACGACGAGCCCUCCAGCGAUGGCUCCACCCUAGACGAAGACCCCGUCAUGACGUCGCUGGUGGAAAAUCUGUGCUCUCCGUCGCACGAGAUUCGACUGUCGUCUCUGAAGCUGCUCAAGCGGAUGAACCACCUCGGUGAGCUCGCCAACUUGGUGGACAACAUGAUUGAAAUUGAGCAGCUGCCCCUGUCCCUGAGCCAUGUCCGGACGAUUGCCAUGCUCCUGCGCAACCUUGGCCAGAAGUAUUCCUCCUUGGACGAAUCCACCUGGCUGCACAGGGGCGUGCCUAGCUUCCUCUUCGGCAUGCUCACCGUCAAGCUGUCGCCUGUAUGGGACAACGCCACCGAGUCGCUGGGCCAGAUCUGCCAGACCAGGACAGGCGAGGAAGUUGUCAGCAACCUUGCUUUCAAGUGGCUUGCCGUCCCCUCUCCCCGGUGGACCCCUUCUACUUCCGACAACCUCGCCAGCAACAGACGUGUCGUCACCUAUUUCGACUGUACGCUGCUCAACAGCCUCCAACGACAGGCCGAUGAGGUCUGCAACGUCAUGGACACUGCCGUCGACAUCAUGCUGCGCGACUUUGACGAGCAGCAGCGGACCCCCGACGCCCUCGCCCCCAACGCUAGGACACGAGCUCUCAAGGUGUUCAACGCUCUCCCUUCGGUCGCCGAGAAGCGCUCGCGUCGACUGGUUCCACACUUCCUCCCCUGGGCACUAGAAGACCAAGCCUCGCUACCGGACGAUGUCGAGUUCGACCACUCUUACUGGUCCCUGGCCGACCGCAAGGCCAUCCUGGGCGUCAUCUCGCAGUUUAUCAACCCCAGGGUCCUCUACCUCCAUGAAAAGGUCUAUGAUGGCCUUCUGGAGCUCAUGGAGAAUGGUGAUGUCGAGUUUCAGAAGCUCACUCUCAAGGCGAUUCUGGCCUGGAAGCAGGAGGGAGUCAAGCCUUACCAGGAAAACCUCGAGUUCCUGCUGGAUGACGCUCGUCUGAAGAACGAGCUCACCGUGUUCCUCCAGGGCGAGAUCGUCAAGCCAGAGCACCGAGCUGAGCUGAUGCCCGUGCUGCUCCGUCUCCUCUAUGGUCGUAGCAUCUCCAAGAAGGGCGCCGCGAGUGGAAAGCACGGUCUCCAGGCGACGCGCCUGACGAUCCUCAGGAACCUGACCGUCAAGGACACGGGUGCCUUCCUCGACAUCGCCUCGGGCAAGCUCAGCAAGGUCAGGGUCAUCAACACCAGCACGGCGCGUGACAAGCUUUUUGCGCAGCCCAUCAUCCCACCCAGGAAGCAGGUCGGUUUCCUCAACAUGGCGUCUUCACUGAUAUCCGAGCUUGGCACCAAUGUCAUGCCCUACAUGGAGACGCUGCUGAACACUGUCCUGUACUGUACUGUCUUUGCCUCCAGGCAGCUCACGGGUAUGACUGCGGACGCGCCGGACCUGGACCCCGAGGACACCGAGAAUGCCGGCUCGCACUCUCUCCACAGGAUCACGCGUUCGACGGGUAUCAAGUGCCUGAUCACGCUCUUCCAGAACGCCCAGGGCUUUCAGUGGGAACCGUACCAUGGCAUCAUCGUGGAGGAGAUCGUGGUCCCGAGGCUCGAGAACCUCCCGACCGAGAUGUCGCAGGGUGUCUCUGGUGUCUUGCAGCUGCUAUCAACAUGGUCGGCUCUCCCCAGGGUUGCGCUCUUCCUGGGCCCGCACGGCCAUGCACUCCCUCAGGGCAUCCUGCCCAAGGUUAUCGAGUGCCUGGCUGCCGAGAAGGCCAAGGACGAGGUGAGGGUGUUUAUCCUCGGCAUGAUCAGGAACCUGGUGCGGCUGGCGCAGGCCCCCGCCGAGGAGUCGGAAUUCAACGAACUCAUCCAGGUUGAACUGCUAGACUCUAACGCCGAGGCCAUGCUGGGUGCCGUCACUUUCAUCCUGCGCACCCUCACCGCCAGCAGUGACCUUCUCGAGGCUGGCGUGGAGGCCCUGCUGUCGCUCGCCGGCGUGCUCCGAGAGCCGCGCUGCAUCGAGUCCGUGCUCCAGAUAUGCUCCUUCCUCCUGAAGCAGCCUCCUCGGCGGGUCAGCCCCAAGACCAAGGGGCGUCUGCUGCUCGUGGUCGAGAACUUCGUUGCCCUGGUCGACACCUCUGAGCAUCGCGAACUUUGCAACGACGUCUACGACACGCUGGCCUCGCUUUUCAGCUAUUUCAGGGACAGGGAGAACCGCCAGGCCCUAUGCCGGGCCUUGGCUGUCGUCUCGAAGAACGGCUCCGAGGGCGAGGGCGUGGACGUGGCCGAGAUCUGCGCUGGACUCAACUCGUACAAGGAAGGGCGCAUCGAUGAGCCGGACUACGACAGAAGGCUGGCCUCCUUCAAUGCCAUUUCGGGAGACAGGGAGGUGCCUCUUACCCCGCGCGAGUGGUUACCACUCCUGCACAACUGCCUCUUCUUCAUCAAGGUCGACGAGGAAUUCGGCGUUCUCUCCACCAACUCGGCGGACGCCAUGCGACGCUUCGUCCAGGACGCCGUCAGGUGCAGCCGCCAGUGUGGAUCGACCAAGGUCGCGUUCCAGUCACAGCUGACCGACAUUCUGAUGCCGGCAAUCUACGCCGGCGCCAGGGAGCUGUCAGACACGACACGCCGAGAGAUCCUGCGCGUCUUCGGCUUCAUCCUGAGGAGCAUGCCCGAGUGGGAAUCGGUCAAGGACAUGGGUGGGCUGCUCGCCGAUAUCGAAGAGGACGCGGCAGAUCCUCCUUUCUUCUUCAACAUCCUCAGCCCUGCCGUCUCACGACAGCUUGAGGCUCUCCAGGUGCUGGAGAAGGCCAACGCAGCGCAGGAGAUCGGCAGCCAGAACAUCGCCCAGUUCUUCAUCCCGUUGCUCGAACACUUCCUCUUUGACCGGGAGGAGGGAGGAGACGAUCGUGGACUGAGCGCCCAGGCGACCAACGUCAUUGGCGAGAUCGCAAAGUCUCUCCACUGGAAGCACUACCGGACAACGCUGCAGAGGUACAUCAGCUACGUCGCCUCCAAGCCCGACCACCAGAAGCAGACGAUCCGACUCCUCGGCAAGUUCACCGACGCGCUCGUAUCCUGCGUAGAGGGGAAGCCCGCCGAUUCUAUGGAGGUUGACGAGGUCGGCGACGGGUCCUCCUCCUCUACUGUCCGACGGUUGACCUUGACCGUUCCCAAGCAGGAGCAGCUGUCGACGGAGAUUGCUAACCAUUUCCUCCCGACGCUGAUGAAGCAUCUGCAUGAGAAGGACGAGUCGGAAGUCAGCUACCGAGUGCCGGUCGGUGUCACCAUCGUAAAGCUUCUGCGGCUCUUGCCCCCCGAUGACAUGAAGCAGAGGCUCGCAGGAGUCUUGACGGAUAUCUGCCACAUCCUGCGCAGCAAGGCCACGGAGUCCCGGGACAUGGCACGAGACACCCUGGUUCAGAUCGCUACAAUCUUGGGCUCGUCCUUCAUCGGUUUCAUCCUGAGAGAGCUUCGGGGUGCCCUGACGAAGGGUUACCAGCUCCAUGUCCUGUCGUACACGGUGCACUCCAUUCUAGUCGCCGUCAUCCCCGGCUUCGAGCCAGGUGACCUGGACUACUGCAUCCCCAGCAUCGUCAACGUCAUCAUGGACGACAUCUUUGGCGUCAUCGGUCAGGAGAAGGACGCUGAAGGCUACAUCACCCAGAUGAAGGAGGUCAAGAGCAGCAAGAGCCAGGAUUCCAUGGAGCUUGUCGCCAAUAACGCGUCCAUCACGCGUCUCAUCGACCUCGUCCACCCGCUGCAGGCACUGCUGAUGCAGAAAGUUGAUCUCAAGAUGAUCCGGAAGAUCGACAUCCUCUUGGGCCGCAUCUCCACCGGUCUCCUUCGGAACCGGGCGGCCGAGAGCCGUGACACCCUCGUCUUCUGCUACGAGGUGAUCCAGAGCGUCUACCGGAGCCGGGAGCCGGAGGCCCCUCAGAAGCUCGACCCUCGAGUGCGCAAGUACCUCGUCCAGAAGGGUGCCAAGAAGGGCGAUCGCGGCCAGACAUCGAGACACAUGUACAAGCUUUUCCGCUUCGCCCUCGACACCUUGAGGUCCAUGUUCAAGAAGCACGACAGCCUCCGCACCCCGGAGAACCUGUCCGGCUUUAUCCCCCUCCUGGGAGACGCCAUCAUCGAGGGCGAGGACGAGGUCAAGGUGUCGGCCUUUAGGCUCCUUGCCGUCAUCACCAGGGUCCCAUUUGAGGGCGAUGAGGGGACGAACAUCUACAAGGUGGCGGUCAAAGAGGCCGCCAAGAGUGUGUCGACGUCGGUCUCGACUACGACCGACCUGUCGCAGGCGGCGCUCAAGAUGCUCGCCGUGGUCCUGCGGGACCGCAGGGACGUGGUGAUCAAGGACCACGCUGUGGACAUGCUCUUGGGCAAGCUAAGGGAUGACCUCACGGAGCCGCAGUACCGCCACGUCACCUUCAACUUCCUGCGGUCGGUCCUGGAGCGCAAGGUCGAGACGGCCGACGUGUACGAUACCAUGGACUACGUGGGCACCGUCAUGAUCACCAACGACGACAAGGACACGCGCGACCUGGCCCGCGGAGCCUUCUUCCAGUUCAUCCGCGAGUACCCCCAGAAGAAGGCGCGCUGGGAAAAGCAGCUGGAGUUCAUUAUUGCCAACCUCAAGUACGACCGCGAGGGCGGUCGCCUCUCCGUCAUGGAGAUGGUCCACCUGCUCUUGAUGAAGUCGUCGGACGACUUUGUCCAGGAGGUCGCGGCGUCGUGCUUCCUACCCCUGUUCAUGGUGCUGGCCAACGACGAGAGCGACAAGUGCAAGCUUGCCGCCUCGGAGCUGCUCAGGGAGACGUUCCGCCGGGCCAGCAAGGAGCGUGCAUCCACCUUCCUGGCCCCGCUCCGGCAGUGGCUCGACAACAAUAACCUUUCCGUUGUGCGGCUCGCGCUGCUGGUUUGGAGCUACUACUUUGAGUCACACGACGGGGCGGACAAGAACGAGAAGGACUUCAAGCUGGCGUACGGCAAGAUCAUGGAGCUCCUGGGCGCCGAGGACCUCGGCGACGUCGACGGCUACCUGGUCGAAGCGGCGCUGAGCCUGGUCAAUGUUCUACUCGCAACCUUCCCGAAAAAGAUCCUCUCUUCCGCGAGCGAGGACCUCUGGACGCAUGUCGGACGGUGCAUGGGACACCCCCACCCGUCCGUCAAGCUGGCUGCCAUCAAGCUCAUCAGCCUGUACCUGAACGACUUCGCGCAGAACAUGGACGGCAGCGUAUCCGGCCAGAAGGCCGAGGCCGUCGGCGGGAGCUACGGGCUAACGCUGGGCCAGGACAAGGUCGAGGACCUGGUGCGCCUGGCGCUCAACAUCCUGAACGGGCACGAAGUCGAUGAGGCACUCGCCACCGAGGCGGGCCAGAUCCUCAUCUUCCUCGGACCGCGACUCCCGACACCCACCGCCGUCGUCGAAGACGUGCACGUGGAUGGUGUCAAGGCAGGCGAGCAGGAGGACGAGGAUGAGGACGACGGUGACGAGAGGAAGGAGGACGAGGAGCAAGAUCAGGAGACGCAGAAGAGGAAGAGGGAGAAGGACCUGCAGUACCUGUUCUGGAGGCUGUCGCACAUCCUGCGCAAGGAGAUCCGACCGCGCGCGGCGGCCAUCGUGCCCAAGACGGUGGCCAUGGAGGUGCUGGAGACGGUGUGCCGGCGGUCGUCGACGGAGCGGCUGGGCCCCUGCUUCAAGACGAUACUGGCGCCGCUGCACAACCUGACAGACUCGACGAUCCGCCCCCCUCAGACGAUGGACGAUGUCUUCACGACCAGGCACGAGCACGUCAAGACGCGGGCGCAGAUCCUCAUGGACUCGCUCCAGAAGAAGUUCGGCACGGCCGAGUACAGCAGGCAGCUGCUCGACAUCCGGGAGGAGGUGCGCGACAAGAGGCAGGCCCGGGCGGCCAAGCGCAAGAUCGAGGCCAUCACCCAGCCCGAGAAGCACGGGCGCGACAAGCGCAAGAAGUUUGAGAAGAACCGCGAGAGGAAGAAGGUUCGGUCUUCGGAACAAAAGGCGUCGAGGCAGGCUUACAAGAAUUGGUGA